Molecule: messenger RNA, 1536 nt
Organism: Belonocnema kinseyi
Lineage: Eukaryota; Metazoa; Arthropoda; Insecta; Hymenoptera; Cynipidae
Product: spermine oxidase-like
Exons: 8
Coding region: 70-1536 (488 amino acids)
Molecular function (GO): polyamine oxidase activity
Source: RefSeq, a predicted model, not a curated record
AAGACUGGACUGAUCUAGUAGUUUGAUACAAACCAUCGCCCGAGCAUUUUCUACAGCUUUAGAAAUAGAAUGAUCCUUAAGAAAAUUACUUGUGAAAAAAUGUUGUUCAGUAUUCUGAUGCUAUAUUCCAUGAUUUUUAAUUCAGUAAAUGGCGAUGAAGAAUCACCGAGUGUGUUAAUUGUUGGGGCUGGGGCUGCUGGUAUUGCGGCAGCAUCAAAACUUUUUGAAAAUGGUUUUAAGAAUAUCACUAUUCUUGAAGCGGAAGAUAGAAUUGGAGGACGUGUUUACACAACUCAUUUCGGUGGUUACUUGGUGGAUUUGGGUGGUCAAUGGGUUCACGGAGAGGUUGGAAACGUUGUAUUCGAACUAGCUUGGCCACUUGGAUUAUUAGAAAGAGGAGAUAUCAAACUUCGAAAUUUGGAAUUGUACGAUUUCUCAGGGAAUAUUGUAGACCAGACGGUAGCCAAUGAUGUAAACAAAUUUUUCUUAAGAACUGAAAAAAGUGUGUUGGAUUAUUCUGAAAAGGCAAAUGGAUCCACUGGCGAAUAUUUUUACAAUGAAUACAAAAAGUUCUUGGAAGCACACCCAAGCUGGAAUAAAUCCUCGAAGGGAUUUUUACUUCUGUUUGAUAUGAUUGAAAUGGCAAAUGAAGGUGCUGACACAUGGUGGGAUGUCUCGACAAAAAGUGAAUUUCGUGAUAGCCCAGGAGAUUAUUUAAUCAAUUGGAAGGAACGUGGAUAUGGUACUAUUCUUGAAAUACUGAUGAAACGCUAUCCAAACCCUGAAGAAGAGCUACCGGUUAUUGAAAACACUGUAUUGAAUGCAGAAGUGUCCCUGAUUAAUAAUAAGGAAACGAAUGGAAAGAAGGUAUCAGUAAAAACUACUAAGGGAGACACUUAUUUCGCUGAUCAUGUCAUAGUAACUUGUUCAUUAGGUGUGUUAAAGGAACAAUACAGUACCCUUUUUCAACCUCCUUUGUCAGAAAAUAAAGUCAAAACUAUAAAGAGUCUUGGUAUUGGCAGCGUUGCCAAGAUUUAUCUCUCUUUUGAAGAACCAUGGUGGCCAAGUGACACAAAAAGCAAUGGGUUUACAUUCCUUUGGAAUGACGAAAAAAUAGCACAACUGGAAAAUGAUUCUGAGAAGAGAUGGCUUCUUGGACUAGUUGGAUUUUAUUUUGUCGAACACAAGCCGCGACUAUUGUCAGGAUGGAUAUCUGGGAAAUAUUCACGGGAAAUGGAAAAACUUUCAGAACAGCAAGUAUUCAAUCAUUCAGUCGAAGUCCUUCAAAGAUUCAUUGGCAAAUCAUACAACCUGACAAUGCCAACUGGAAUGCUUCGAACUGCGUGGAAUAGCAAUAAACACUUUAGAGGAACCUAUAGUUUUCGAAGCUCAAAAUCAGAUGCUGAGAAUGUUUGGCAUUCAAACCUAACAGAACCGAUAGGUGGGGAAAACCCCAGUUUGAAGAAUACUCUUUUACAAAAUGUUGCCAAAGGUUGGCUUUUCGUCGUCACAAAAACCACGCACAUGGAGAAGUAG